Emiliania huxleyi CCMP1516 is the source of this 438-nucleotide messenger RNA. RefSeq names its product Tetratricopeptide TPR_2 repeat protein. Gene Ontology annotation, molecular function: protein binding. The transcript has a single exon. The coding region runs from base 1 to 438 and encodes 145 amino acids. NCBI's taxonomy places the organism in Eukaryota, Haptophyta, Isochrysidales, Noelaerhabdaceae. The record is from RefSeq and is a predicted model, not a curated record.
AUGAACCUGUGGUUUCUGCCGCCCUCCCUCCAGAGCUUCCGCGCGGCGCUGCAGGCACGGCCCGACUAUGCGGCCGGCCAGCUGCACUUUGGCGACGCCCUGCUCAAGCACGGCAAGCACACCGAGGCGGUGGGCGCAUUCGAGGCGGCGCUGGCGUUGCGGCCGCAGGGCUACCACGCCGCGUCGCACAACUUGGGCAGCGCGCUGCACGCGCUCGGCGACUUUGAGGGGGCGGAGCGCCACUUUCGCGCCGCCGCCGAGCUGCGGCCGGCGGCGCCCAAAGGCUGGAACGCGCUCGGCCUGGUGCGCAUGGCGAUCCCCGGUCGAAGAGCGGAGGCGAGGGCCGCGUUCGAGGAGGCGCUGCGACUCAUGCCGGCGUCGCAGGAGUACGCGGCCAAUCUCGCGAAUGCCGCUGAUGAGCCGAAAGCGGAAUUGUGA